Molecule: messenger RNA, 384 nt
Organism: Strongylus vulgaris
Lineage: Eukaryota; Metazoa; Nematoda; Chromadorea; Rhabditida; Strongylidae
Source: the annotation of a GenBank genome assembly
AUGGCAAAUAUUCUCAUUACUUUUGACUCAACCUGGCAGCGUCUGAUUCGCUUGCACCUUACGCCAGCAACCGAAGGAGUCGCUCAAUUUUUGCGAACUUCUUGUGAAGGCUCUUUCUGCCUUGCGGAUCUGGUUCCACAGUUGGCUGAAACUUAUCCUAAUCAUACCUUGGAACUCUCAUUGGCGGCAACAAGAGCUCCCGCUAUCUUAUUCUCAGAGAAAAAAGGAGGUGUGAUCUCGGUGAACCUUGGAGGCGUAAUUGUUGUGUUCGUCUCAAAUGGGUUCCGGCGUAAACAGGCUGCUGUUCUCGAUAUGGAUGUUGUUGCCGAUGCUAAACUGAACCUCCAAGUAGGUUUCUAUUCACCCAUAGGUGUUCCCGGGUAA